This is a messenger RNA of Elephantulus edwardii (Cape elephant shrew), 489 nucleotides long. RefSeq names its product ubiquitin-like 4A (gene UBL4A). The record is from RefSeq and is a predicted model, not a curated record. Bases 1 to 489 code for a protein of 162 amino acids. Gene Ontology annotation, molecular function: protein binding. NCBI's taxonomy places the organism in Eukaryota, Metazoa, Chordata, Mammalia, Macroscelidea, Macroscelididae. The transcript has 4 exons. Gene Ontology annotation, biological process: post-translational protein targeting to endoplasmic reticulum membrane.
AUGCAGCUGACGGUGAAGGUGCUCCAGGGUCGAGAGUGCGUCCUGCAGGUGUCAGAAGACGAGCUGGUGUCCUCCCUGAAGCUUCAGGUCUCCGAGCAGUUGAACGUCCCUGUGCGCCAGCAGCGGCUGCUGUUCAAGGGCAAAGCCCUGGCAGAUGGGAAAAGGCUCUCGGAUUACAGCAUUGGCCCCAAUUCUAAGCUCAACCUAGUGGUGAAGCCGUUGGAGAAGGUGCUGCUGGAGCAAGGCGCUGCCCGAAGACAGGACGCCCAGCCUCGGCCCUUAGCCCCCACCUCGGAGACGUGGCAGGUGAUUGCUAAAAUUCUGGGCCGACACUUCAGCGCUGCAGAUGCCACCAGGGUCCAGGAACAACUCCAGCGGGAGUACGAGAGGUCCCUGAGCCGUCUGACAAUGGAUGACAUUGAGCGGUUGGCCAGCCGUUUCCUGCACCCUGAAGUGACUGAGGCUACAGAGAAGGGGCUCUCCAAAUAA